ACGGUGCAUUCCCGAGCCUGGCUCCGUUAGAUGGUGUCUGAACCCGAGCAGAACGACGACAAACAAACAGCAGUCUGCCUUUCAGUCAUUCACCGAAAAAAAAGAGUUUUUAGAGAAAAACAAGCUGCGACACAAACAGAAGAGACGUUCACGUUCAGUCGCUUUUCUUUCUUUUUGGAUUCAUUCUUAAAAACAACAUGAAAACUAAAUUCAUCAACGGGGUUUCUUCGUCCCCUUCCAUGUCUCUGGGGCUGCUGGUGACCGAAAACGCCCUUCAGGUCCAGCCCGAAGCCCAGGAGGACUGUAAGGACCUGGUCCGGCUCGACCAGGACCAGCCGGACACGGACACCCGGCGGAAGGCGUUCCUGUGGUGCCGAGAGUUCCUGAACGGGUCCUGGAAGAGGAUGGAGGAGGAGGAGUUCCGCAUCAGCAUCAUCAGGGGGGGUCUGAGUAACCAGCUCUUCCUGUGCAGCCUCCCCGACGGCCUGGACGUGGUCGGAGACGAGCCCAGGAGCGUCCUGCUGCGCCUGUACGGGGCCAUCCUGCAGAUGUCCUGUAAUAAAGGAGAUUCCCGACAGUCAAAUACAGAAAAUCACUUCCAAGGUGCCGAGGCCAUGGUGUUGGAGAGCGUCAUGUUCGCCAUCUUAGCGGAGAGGGAGCUGGGACCCAAACUCUACGGCAUUUUCCCCCAAGGUCGACUGGAGCAGUACGUCCCGAGCCGUAAACUGGACACCUGCGAGUUAACCCAGCCCAGCAUCUCAGCUGAAGUGGCAGAAAAAAUGGCCAAGUUCCACAGGAUGAGGAUGCCCUUCAACAAAGAGCCCAAGUGGCUGUUCGGAACCAUGGACAAGUACCUGAGCCAAGUCAUGAGGUUGAACUUCACCAGAGAAUCUCAGAUGCUUCGGUUCAAUCGCCUCCUGAGCUACAACCUCCCACAGGAGAUGGACACACUCAAGUAUGACCCGUUCAGGAACUCUCGGCACCACAGGAACGCCUUCCGCCGGGUGUCCGUGUCCGGCUGGUCCUGGUCGAGCCGGACCAGUCCUUACAGUCCUCCUGGCUUCGGGCUGGACCUGAAGGGCGUUUUCGGUCACCAGCAGCCCCAGAGACAGGGAGGGGACGAAGAAACCCCCGUUGAUGAUUUAGUUUUCAUGUUGUUUUUAGAAUGA
Messenger RNA from Sphaeramia orbicularis (orbiculate cardinalfish), 1169 nucleotides. RefSeq names its product choline kinase alpha-like. The record is from RefSeq and is a predicted model, not a curated record. Gene Ontology annotation, molecular function: ethanolamine kinase activity; choline kinase activity. Gene Ontology annotation, biological process: phosphatidylethanolamine biosynthetic process; CDP-choline pathway. Gene Ontology annotation, cellular component: cytoplasm. The transcript is spliced from 7 exons. NCBI's taxonomy places the organism in Eukaryota, Metazoa, Chordata, Actinopteri, Kurtiformes, Apogonidae. Bases 198 to 1169 code for a protein of 323 amino acids.